CCCGCCCCUGAGCGAGGCGGCGCCUCCCCGCUCCGACGGGCCGCCAUGGCCGAGGGGCAGGACGCGCUCGCGAGGGCGCGGGGCCGGACCAUGCGCGGCUUCCGCCAAGAUGAAGAAUAUCAGUGGAAAGCCCCCUUUUACUUCAUUCAAGGAGCAGAUCCUCAAUUUGGGCUGAUGAAAGCCUGGGCAAUUGGUGACUGUGACAGUGGAGGUGAUGAAUGGGAAGAGGAGAUCAAAUUAACAGAGCAAGCUGUACAGGCCAUUAACAAGCUAAAUCCCAAACCCAAGUUUUUUGUAUUAUGUGGUGACCUCAUACACGGCAUGCCAGGAACUCAGUGGCGAAAGGAUCAAGAGCAAGAUUUGAAGAAUGUUCUGAAGAAGGUUGACCAAGAUAUCCCGUUGGUAUUUGUCAGUGGAAAUCAUGAUAUUGGCAAUGCUCCAACACCAGAAACUAUAGAUGAUUAUUGCAAGCAUUGGGGCGAUGACUACUUCAGUUUUUGGAUUGGAGGAGUUUUCUUUCUUGUGCUGAAUUCUCAGUUAUACUUCAAUUCUUCUAAAUGCCCUGAGUUAAAGCAGGCCCAAGAUGAAUGGCUCAAUGGGCAGCUGGCUAUUGCUGAAAAACAGAAGUGUAAACAUGUAAUUGUAUUUCAGCACAUUCCUCUAUUUCUAAAAGACCCCGAUGAGGACCAUGACUACUUUAACUUAGAGAAGUCAGUUCGGCACAACAUCAUGGAAAAGUUCCAGAAAGCAGGCAUUAAAGCUGUGUUUUCUGGCCACUGCCAUAAGAAUGCUGGCGGAUUCUACAAAGGCCUAGAAAUGGUGGUUUCAUCAGCAAUAGGAUGUCAGCUGGGAGAAGAUACUCACGGGCUUAGAGUGGUCAUUGUCACAGAGGAAGACAUUGUUCACAGAUACUACAGUUUAAAUGAACUGAGUAACCAAGGGAUAGGUAAGGAUCUACUGGAUCUGCUGGUUAAACAAAAUUAGCAGUUUUCUUAGAGCUCUUCUUUUUUUUUAAUUUGAGUAUUUUUAUUUCACAUUAUAUAAAAGGUAGAAACUUAAGUUCAGAAAAAACACUACUAUAGGCUGAAGAUACAGAUUUGUGAUCAUUAUACACAGAUAGUUCUAGACUUACCAUUCAACAAAGCAGAAUGGCGUAUGGAGAUAGUUACACCUUAGAGAAUGAAACCAACUGUAUGAAAAAUAAGGGCAUUUGUACAUGUGACAAAAAUUGGCUGUUUUUGAGUUUUAAUUGAGUCACUCUGUACAUGUGCAGGGGGUUUUCAUGAUUUAAAUUAGGUUGUUACAUUGCAAACUAAACCACAUCUGCAUGUAGUUUAGUUUGCAACAUAGCUAUUUGUAACACUGCAGCCUUCUGAAAGUCCGUCCCUCUCCCCCCCCUGCAGGAGAGGCAGGCUAAAGGCAGAAGUGGUGAGGGGCCAAUCCUUUUUUUUUUUUUUUUGUGGAGCCUGCCCGCCUCACCCACAUCUGGGGGGCUAGCUGCUGGUGGGCCCAGCAGUCCCUGAGCUGCAGGUGGCCCCCAUCCUUCCUUCCACAGCGGUGGUGCCCCCUGGAACCGCCCAGGUGGGCUGCUAGUGGGCAGGUACUGCUCCAACUUAGCAGCACCCUCCCACUAGCCGCACACUGGCAGUCCCAGGGGGCACCGCCACAGUGGAGAGAAGAACUGGGCCCCCCAGCAGCUCAGGGCCCAUCAGCAGUUUGCCCCAGGGGCUUCGUUGGGGGCGGGGAGGAUCGGGCCCCUAGCCGCUUUUUUUCCUCCCCUGCGGAGCCCGCCUGCACAAGCUGCCACCAGGCCAAGGGGCCCCUGAGCUGGUGAGGGGGGAGAGGUCCUUCCCUCCAUGGUGGUGACACCCUCUGGGGCUGCCUGGGCAGGGUGCUAGCUGCAUUGGUGCUGCACCAACUGAAUCUAACUCUUCCCCAGGCCUGCGUGCUGGAAGCCCAAGGGGUGAGCUUCUGGCAGGACCUGAGCUGCAGGGGGCCCUGGUCUUUCCUUCCACCACAGCAGCAGUUUCUGGGGCUGCCCGGGAGGGUGGCUAGUGGGCAGGUGCUGUCCGAGCUGGGGCAGCACCCGCUGCUAGUCACCCACCCACACGGCCCCAGCGGGUGCCACCACCAUGGAAGGAAGCUCAGGGGCCACUGGGCCUACUGGCAACUCACCCUCCCCCGCCACAGGAGACAUGGGUAGGCUCUGCGGGGGAAAAAGAAAAAAAAGGAUUGGGCCCCUCACUAUAUCAGCGACAGAAGCCCCUAAAUUAAAACUGGGGUUUUAAUCCUUGUAAUUAAAAAUCCACCGUUUCAGUUUAGGGGACUAAAUCCCUGUCAUGUGUACAAGCGCCCUAAUAGAACUAAUGGCAUCACUAUUGAUUUUUUUAAAUUGGGAAGAGCUCUUCUAAGGAUAAACUCCUACUCUAUUUUUGGAUCAGGUUGUUUGAUAGCCAAGUAGUCUUGAUAGCAUCUAAGACUAAAAGCAGUUGUGUCUAGGUGGCAAAUUAAACAAGUCAAACUCGAGCCUACCUUUUACUUUAAUUGGAUGGUUAGUUAACCACACCUGAAAAGCAGAACCUAUACUUAAUGUUCACUAUUAAGCUCUUAGUUAUACUCCAAAAAGCAAGCAAGAAAAAUGUAACGUGUUCCUACUCUAUGUGGGCCAAUUCAAAACCCACUGAUAGGCUUUCCAUUAACUUCAAUGAGCUUUGGAUCAGAACUUGUUCCUACUUCCUACAUAUCAGUCUAACUUUCUCGAAUUCCAAGCUUUCACUCCUGUUCACUUUGCUUUUCUAUUGCUAUACUGGCCCUACAAACAGUCUCUUUUACUUAGCAUUUUAAUUAGAUGAAGUUGCUGUAAAAGGCAAGACUAGUCACAGAGGCAGUUCGAAAGUGUUUUCUUUUGUUAAAAAAGAAAUAGAAAAAGAUUUCAUACUCUCUUAAGUACUCUUGCUCAGAUGACCAUUUUCAUAAUUUUCAAGGAAGCACUUCAGAAUUGACAGCUAAUGUUCUUCACCAGUGCUACAAACAGAUUUUAAAACAAUACUUCAGUGUAAAAGUGUCAACAUAUCAAUUUCAAUGCGUCAGGCACCUAACCAGCUUUGUGCCUUUGAAAUAUCCUACUAGUUGCCUAGAUGAAUUGUCUGUCACCUAAGUACCUUUUUAAGCUACUUUGUCUUGGGGCAACUUUUUCCUCGCUAAUAAUUAAUGCUUCUAGCAAGUUAAGGGCUUAUCCCCUUACUGCUUGUGCUUAAAUUUGUAGGUGCAUCAUUCUAAUCUUAAUGCUAUGGGGGACAUUAGUAUUACCUAAUGCUAUGGUAAUUUGGCUAGAAGAACUGGGGAGUUGCUGUUGCCUCAUUAUAUUAUACAUUUGAAUAUGGAGAAGAAGAGGGGUAAGACAUUUUGCAGAAAAACUGAUUAAAAGAUGCAAUUAUAAAUUGUUUGGGUGGAAUUUGGGAGAGCCAAGAUUAACUCCACACAGAGAAGUGUUUUCCAUAAACAUGAGAAAGUUAAUGGCUUUUUGAUAUGGAUAUAUAUUGUUUAAAAAUAUAUUUUAGAUUUACGUUGAUAUACAAGUAGAAUUAUACAGCACAAAAAUAGGUUUAUGCAAAAUUAUUUUAAUUAUGUAAGCACUUCUUAACAUUAAUUCAUGCUGUAUAAACAUUUCUUCCAAGUUUGCUUUUUACAAGAGAUGUGUUUCUCAUUGUCUUCUCACUAGUAAAUUUCACAACACUGUAAAUCUUUUGAAUUACAAUUGGAAAAUAAAAGUUUCCUUCAUAUUA
Molecule: messenger RNA, 3785 nt
Organism: Alligator mississippiensis (American alligator)
Lineage: Eukaryota; Metazoa; Chordata; Crocodylia; Alligatoridae
Gene: CPPED1
Product: calcineurin like phosphoesterase domain containing 1
Exons: 4
Coding region: 46-984 (312 amino acids)
Molecular function (GO): hydrolase activity
Source: RefSeq, a predicted model, not a curated record